CAUCUUUCGACCUGCUCCCGUCGAAUCACCAAACAUGACUAAUCCGUUAUCAGCUCGUGUUGAUAACCCCCUUUUCAAACCCAACGCAAGACAGUUUCGGAUGAGCGCAAAAUUUUGGCUGAUCGCGUCCGCGAUCUUCGCAGCGCAGCAGGCCAUCCUGGCUGACGAGGGCAGCUUCGGUGCCGCCACGAACGCCCUGUUCCGGUGCGGCAUCCGGAAGCGGUUCGGUGCCCAGCUGGUGCACCAUGGACGCACGGCCGAGCUGGGCCAGUGGCCGUGGCACGUGGCGCUGUACCACGGGGAGAAGUACAAGUGUGGCGGCACGUUGAUCGACCAGCGCCACGUGCUGACCGCGGCCCACUGCGUCACGCGGGACGAGUCCGGACCGAGGAGAUCCAGGGGUCAGCCGAGGAAGAAGGUAGCUAUUGAUGCGGAGCGGGUGAGGAUUCACCUGGGGCAGCGCCACCUGGAUGAGCUCCCGGAACCGGAACAGGUCAAGAACGUGAGCGAAAUCGUCGUACAUCCGGAGUUUAGCCCGAAUCGGAACGACAUCGCCCUGCUCGUACUGUCCAGUGUGGUACAGUUCUCGGAGUUUGUCAUUCCGAUAUGCCUGGUGGGAUCGCGAGCGGCUCAGGAGGAAGAUUUGGUGGAUCGGCGAGGUUGGGUCGCCGGGUGGGGCAUCACGGAGACGGGACACCUGUCGACGGUGUUGAAAACGGUCCAGAUGCCGGUGGUCAACAAUACGGAGUGCGUCCAGAACGAUCCUCUUUUGUUUGGAAGGUUCAUAUCGCCGAAGAUGUUCUGCGCCAGCGAUCGGAACGGGACGAGCGUCUGCCAGGGUGACAGCGGCGGAGGAAUGUACCUGCUGGCCGGAGAUCGCUGGGAACUUCGCGGGAUAACUUCGUUUGCCGGAGCAAAGGAUUCUAAAGAAUGCGAUACCCAGAGAUUCGUGGUGUUCAGCAAGGUGUCCAGCUACUUCGAGUGGAUCAAAGGCUUGACAGGGGAAGCCGUCAAAAAGGAAGAUAUCGUUCCGAAGCGGAUCAGUGAGUUGAAAUGCCAGGAGUACAGUAAAAUCGCGCGUAAGCGCAACAACGGCGUGUGCCUGAACGCGAGAUCUCCCCACACGGUGGCCAUCAUCGACCGGAACCAGCGGCACAUCUCGAGCGGAACCAUCAUCAGCGAGAAGUUUGUGCUGACCAGGGCGCCAAGCUUAUACGACAUGUACGAGUUGCGAGUGGACUGGGACGAGCUGAGGGUACGCGUUGGCAAUCAACCGGACCGGCGGGUGCUCCAGGAGAUCACCAACCCAAACUACGACUCCAGAACGCUCCGCCAUCAUGUGAUGUUGCUCGAGCUGGAAGCACCGCUCGUGUUCAGCAGUGGGCUGCUGCCGGCAUGCUUGGCCAACGAGGCUACCGAGAAUCUGUACGACACGCUACUCCUGAACGGGUACACCGGAGCGAGCGUAGAGGACGGUCGUAUUGUUGCUCCGAACGAUUUCUUCGAAAGCGUCGACAGCAAGGUGAUGUCGAACGGCAAGUGCAACCGAACCAUCCAAUCACCUUUCCGAGCGUUCAAAGAGAUCCACCCGGAAGAUCUGUGCACCAAUGUCGAGACGGAAUCGAGCUUCACCUGGGCCGGUAUCGUCGGCGGUCCGCUGCAGACGGUCAACACGCGCAGUUGCAUGUUUACGCAGGUUGGGGUGACGCGGCGGAUUUACCCACCGCUGGACUCGGUUCUUCAGUAUACCAUCGUCUACUCCCGCGUAACGGCCUACCUGGACUGGAUCGAGGGCGUGGUGUGGAGUAACGAGACGCGGCCGGAGGACACGGCCGAUAGUGCACCGGGAGAGGCGCCCACACAGGAAGAGGAGGAGGAGGAGGUUGAGGAGGGCGUCGGGCAGACUACCACGGCGAGACCUCUUAGUUUGGGGGAUUUCCGGCCAAUUCCAACCGGAUGGGAGUAACUAGCAACAAGAAAAACUAGAUUGAUGAAAUCAAUUGAUUAAAAAAACGUUACUUAAUCCACCCUUAGGUGGUUGG
Messenger RNA from Culex quinquefasciatus (southern house mosquito), 2042 nucleotides. Its product is annotated as serine protease 53. The coding region runs from base 35 to 1966 and encodes 643 amino acids. The transcript has 4 exons. Gene Ontology annotation, molecular function: serine-type endopeptidase activity. Gene Ontology annotation, biological process: proteolysis. The record is from RefSeq and is a predicted model, not a curated record. Lineage: Eukaryota; Metazoa; Arthropoda; Insecta; Diptera; Culicidae.